AUGGAGGCCAAGCCUGCUGUCACCGUCGACGAGGGCUCUCUGGCCACUCUGCCCGACCCUCCUGCCCGUUCCUUUGUCGGCAAGGUCAAGCGCGGCGUACGCGCGCUCGGCACUAAAGAUGCUUGGUUCGGCGACCACAAUUAUGUCGCGCUCUUCACUCCGACCGUCCCAUUCCUGUGCAAGCCCGACACGACCAGCCUGCCUUUCUACUCCGUCAACGCCCGUCUUCCCAUCUUUCUCGCUUUCCUACUUGGCUUGCAACACGCGCUUGCCAUGCUCGGUGGAGUUGUGACCCCUCCGCUGCUAAUCGGCAGCUCCAGCGGCGCUAACCUGGGUCAAGACGAUACGCAGUUCCUCAUCGCAUCUACGCUGAUCUGGUGCGCGUUCGGUACGGCCCUCCAGGUCUCGCGCAACCGCAUCUUCAAGACAAAGUACUACAUCGGUACGGGCAUCGUCAGCGUCACCGGUGCGAGCUUUGCCACCAUUUCGAUUGCGCUCUCGUUCUUCGCACAGAGCUAUGCGAAUGGCUACUGCCCUACGGGUGCCAACGGUGUCAAGCUACCGUGCCCAAAGGCGGUGGGUGCAUUCUUGGGCACCUGCUGUCUCUGUGGCUUGAUCUCAAUCGCUAUGGCGUUCAUCCCUCCCAAGACUAUCCGCAAGCUCUUCCCUCCGCUCAUUGUCGGAAUGAUGCUCACGCUGAUCGGCGCUUCGCUCGUCAAGUCCGGCAUCACCAACUGGGCCGGUGGCUCGGCUCCGUGCGCCACCAACCAUGCUAUCAAGUGCAAGAUCGGAAGCCGCAUGCAGUUCUGGGGCUCCGCAUCGCUCAUCGGACUCGGCUUCACCAGUUUCAUCACCAUCAUCUUGUGCGAGAUCUUUGGCAGCCCUUUCCUGAAGUCGGCAUCCGUAUUCGUCGGUCUCGUCGUCGGAAUGAUCGUUGCUGCUGCGACGGGCUACUUCAACACGACGCUCAUGCACAAUGCACCUGCAGGAUCCUUCCUCUGGACAAAGACUUUCCCCCUCUCGAUCAAGCCCGAGCUCAUCCUCCCGCUUCUCGCUGCCUACGUCGUCAUCGUCGCCGAGACCGUCGGUAACGUCACUGCUUCUUGCGACGCCUCUCGCCUUCCAAUGGAGGGCACCGAGUUUGAGUCGCGCAUUCAGGGCGGCAUGCUGGCGGACUCAAUCUCCGCCACUCUGGCAGGCGUCGCUAUGGUGCCUCCUCUCACCACCUUCUCGCAGAACUCGGGCGUGAUUUCGCUCACACGCAAUGCGUCGCGAACCGCAGGCUACGUCUGCGCCGCCAUUCUCUUCCUCGCGGGCGUCAUCGGAAAGUUCUCAUCCCUUUUCGUCGCCAUGCCUUCCAGCGUGCUUGGCGGAUUCACCACCUUCCUCUUUGGCUCGGUCGCCGUGGCCGGUAUCCGCAUCAUGGCGUACGCCAAAUGGGACCGACGCGCGCGCUUCAUCGCAACGAGCGGCAUGAGUCUCGGUCUGGCCAGCCUCACCGUGCCGAGCUGGUUCUCGUAUUUCUUCACCUACUCUGGGAGCAACACCGGGCUCAAAGGUCUGAUUCAGGCCAUCGUGCUCAUUGUCGAAGAGCCCUACCUCAUCUCGAGCCUGUUGGCGAUUCUACUCAACUCGAUCCUCCCGGCAGAGCCCGAAGACGAGCAGGCGGCGCCUCUGCUCGAAGACGACUCGGCCUCCAACAACGGAUCUGACGCAAAGAUCGUCUCGGAUCUGCCUGCUGCCCAGGUGCCCGACUUGGAGAGCGGCACCCCCGCGACAGAGGCUGCUAAGAAGGCAUGGAACCAUCCCGGAACUUUCUUUGGCCGAAAAUAA
This is a messenger RNA of Moesziomyces aphidis, 1833 nucleotides long. The record is from the annotation of a GenBank genome assembly. NCBI's taxonomy places the organism in Eukaryota, Fungi, Basidiomycota, Ustilaginomycetes, Ustilaginales, Ustilaginaceae.